AUGCUCUGCCCCGUUUACGCCUUCAAAACGCGCUGCUGUUCUGGUGAUGAUGACCCAGAGGAACGUCCAUGGCAGUAUACUUUGAAUAAGGCAAAGAUAAUUUGUCAGAAUUGCGGCUCUGGAUGUAUGGGUGCUGACUUCGUCUGUCCGCCGUCACUGCUUCCGUUCCCACUGCAGAACCCGCAUUGCGCACAUCAACUUCGACAGAGCCCUGUCCGACUAGCCUUCUUACCAGCCAACGUGAGCACCGGUGGAGGAUUUUUCAAGUAUCGCCUAGGAGACGGAUUGCAUUGCGGAGUUGUUGACACAGCUGGUGUGGUUCAUAGUUAUGUGCCUUCUAAGGGCUUCCGUAGUGAAGCGAGCUCUUGGGAGCAGUCUAUUCUCGUGGUUAUUUCCGAUUCCGAGGGCGUUUCUGAUGAGCGCUGGGAGCUGUCCAUCCAGAAAUGCAUGGACGACGCAAAAACCAAGCAGAUGUCUGUGGCCGAUGCACAGAGAGCAGCUUUACUUGCCUAUUAUCACGGGGAAAGCUCGCGUAAAAAGAAGUCUGACUACGACUGCCUUGACUUUGCCGUUUGUGUAGUUAACCAUGCCUUCGAGACGGAUUUUUAUACAAGAGAGAGAAUCAGUGAGUUGAUGUGUUGCCAGCUGAAAUCGGUACUUCUAUACGCCGAUUGUCAGCGUUCAGCUGCUGCCUUCUGCCUUUGA
Dibothriocephalus latus is the source of this 705-nucleotide messenger RNA. The record is from the annotation of a GenBank genome assembly. Lineage: Eukaryota; Metazoa; Platyhelminthes; Cestoda; Diphyllobothriidea; Diphyllobothriidae.